Molecule: messenger RNA, 1225 nt
Organism: Pyrus x bretschneideri (Chinese white pear)
Lineage: Eukaryota; Viridiplantae; Streptophyta; Magnoliopsida; Rosales; Rosaceae
Exons: 3
Coding region: 186-923 (245 amino acids)
Cellular component (GO): mitochondrial large ribosomal subunit; mitochondrial ribosome
Source: RefSeq, a predicted model, not a curated record
CCCGUUUAUCAUUUCUCAUCAUUCGCUUAAACCUUCGAACCCUUUUCUUCUCUCUCCUCCUCUCACUCCUCAGUCCGGCGCAACACGGCUGAUUCAAUCGAGCAACCAGUGACAGGCAAUUUAAGUUAAUUGUAGAAGCAAGACUUCCACUGUAUCCUGCUGAGGAGCUUAGUGGGUUUCAGAAAAUGAUACGAAUCUUAAAGAUUAAACCUGUGACGUCUUUCAUUGAGUCUUCUUCAGGCCAUAACUUCCUUCAGAGAUGCUCUGUAAGUGGGACGGCAAAGGGUAAAUCAAAGACAAAAGCUGCGGGACCACUGAAGCGGUCAAAGAUAACUGUAAAAAGGGGUUCUGCAGCUCCUGCUGCUAAAGGUGGAGGAGGUCACAUAAGUCCAGCGGAAAAGUUAUAUGAUUCGUGCUUAAAUGCCCCAACGCCGGUUAGGUGGUUACCACCAGUACAAAGAAAACGUGAAAUAAAGCGAGAGAAGAUGGGACUGAUUAGCAAAGAGCGACAGCGUGAGAUUGAGAUGCUGAAGAAAGAUAAGGGAAAAUUGGGAAUCCCAGAAAAACCAACAAUUAUUGGAACACCUGGUUUGGAUUUGAUAUCACUAGGUUUGGUUGAUGUGGAGAAGAUACCAAAAUAUAACCUGACUGUUGAAGACGGUAGAAAGCUUGCAAAGGAGUAUAGCAGGGUCUUGAUGAGGCGUCACCGUGCAAGGCAGGCAGCAGAGUCCACACUGUUGCGGUUGAAGAAGGAGGCGAUUGAGGCAUUGCCUGAACAUUUGAAAGCAGCAGCAUUGGUUCCAGAUCUUACCCCGUUCCCAGUAAACCGGUUCAUGGCAACUCUGACUCCUCCAAUUGAAGGUUAUAUUGAGAAGGUUAAGGAAGCUGCAAGAAAGAGCAGUGCGAAGGAGAAGCUCAGAUAACUGGAGAUUGCGUUAUGCUUGCGAGGUAGGAGAUCGUUUGUUAUCAGACAACCAGCGCUUACUGAAGUCGGAAGAGAGCUAGUAUUUGAAUUCACGAAGUCAGCGUGUUGGUGAGGAAGCGAUGAAAUAGUAUUGCGGAAUUAGAUCUAGUGCUUCGGUUUUGGUUAUUAGCAAUAAUCUGUUUGAAUGCUUUCGGAAAUUCAAUGUCGGAUAAGUUUAGUAUUUUGACCUAAAUUUUUGAGUUUUACAUGUUUGCAUGGUUUCAUGAUAUAUAUUGAACGCAUUAGAAACUUUCUGUGCAA